AUGGAAGACAAUAGUGAAUAUGAAUCAGUAUUUUCUGAACCUCCCGAAAAUACUCUUAUUUCCAAUAUUGAAUUAAAUGAAGGUAAUACUUACUCCUCAGAAAAAGCCUUUAUAACUGCAGUUAAAUCUUAUGCAAAACAAAAAGGUUUUCAAGUUCGCUUAGCAAGAACAGAAAAAAAUGCAGCAGGCCAAAUACAAUUAGAACUGAAUGAAAGUACCAAUUAUAUUAAUGAAAACGAAGAUUAUGAAUAUCUUUUAAACCGAGUUUGGUAUAAAGUUCAACAAAUAGUAAAAGCCAAACCCAAAACAGCAAAAAAAUUUUAUAAUAUAUUGGAUGAAUCAGUGAAAAAAGAAUUUUCUAUUCAAAUACCAGGAAAAGAAUUUCAAUCACAAAAUAACAAUAUAAUUAAAAAUUCAGCAAUUAUAAAAGGCAAAACAAAUAAACCUUCUAAAAGACAAGCAUUAAAUGUACAUCAACAAAAUAUAGUUCAAAAUAAAGAAAAUAGAUUUCAAGAAAAUGCAACACCCUCUUCCUCAGAUAAUAAAUGUCCAUUUUGUGUAGAAUUAUUGCCUAAUCCUCUUCCAUCAGAGAUUCGCCUUUUAUUAAAUAAAAUUCACCACCAAGAUGGUAAACCUACUCAAGAGGACCGUCAAUUGUUUUGUAAAAUUCAUAAUACCAAAACUAUAGAAGAAAGUAAUUUAUGUAUAUAA
Molecule: messenger RNA, 711 nt
Organism: Diversispora eburnea
Lineage: Eukaryota; Fungi; Glomeromycota; Glomeromycetes; Diversisporales; Diversisporaceae
Source: the annotation of a GenBank genome assembly